Aegilops tauschii subsp. strangulata is the source of this 1116-nucleotide messenger RNA. RefSeq names its product serine/threonine protein kinase OSK1-like. Gene Ontology annotation, biological process: intracellular signal transduction; protein phosphorylation. Lineage: Eukaryota; Viridiplantae; Streptophyta; Magnoliopsida; Poales; Poaceae. The record is from RefSeq and is a predicted model, not a curated record. Gene Ontology annotation, cellular component: cytoplasm. Gene Ontology annotation, molecular function: protein serine/threonine kinase activity; ATP binding.
AUGGCGGCCUCAACUAACCGAGCCAGUACCAGCGCGGAUCGGCACCUGCAUGCAUGGUACGAGCUGGAGCCAAAAACCAUCGCCGGGGGCGCCUACGCUGACGUGUAUCCGGCCAGGCACCGCCUCACCGGCUGCGACGUCGCCGUCAAGAUAUUCCAUGCUAAUCUUGCGGUGGAAGAAGGAGCGGAGAGGGAGAUCCGGAUCAUGAGGCUGCUGCGCCACCACCCUCACGUCAUUCGCUUCUACGAGGCCGCCGUUGUCGUUGCCAACGGCGGCAAUCAGGCGUGCAUCGUGAUGGAGCUGGCAGAGUCAGGGGAGCUCUACAAGGAGCUCUGCGACCAGGUCAUCUCCGGCCACCACGGGCUGGACGAGGCCGAGGUUCGCCGCAUGUUCAUGCAAUUAGUAUCUGGCGUGGCCUACUGCCACCGGAACAUGGUGGUGCACCACGACCUCAAGCUGGAGAACGUCCUGCUCGAUGCCGGCAAGAACGUGAAGCUGGCGGAUUUCGGGUUCAGCGACUUCUUCGGGCCCGUCCAGAAACCGGGGGCGGACUGCGGGAGCCUACUCUACGCGGCCCCCGAGGUGUGCGCCGACCGGACAGAUGCGAGUCCGACAAGGCAUCUUGGUCCGGAGGUGGACAUGUGGAGCUGCGGGGUCAUCCUCUUUGCCAUGCUCUGUGGCUACCUUCCCUUCGAUGGCCCCGAUGAGCCCGCUAUCAAGAGGAAAAUCACCAGUGGCAGGGUGAGGAUCCCACAUGGUAUAUCGGACGGGCCGAGGGCGCUCAUCUCAGGCAUGCUUCAAGUUUGCCCCGAGAGGCGAAUGAGCAUCGACGAGAUUUGUGCCCAAACUGUAGAACAGGUAGUCAGGAUGAUGCUCGGGUUGGACAACAAUAACCUUGUUGAGUUCCUGCACAGAGGAGUCGAAAACCAAGCGACAGUUGCGUACUAUCUGAUGUUGGACAACCGGUUUGACGCACCUACUCGUUACAUGUGGUUACUGCACGAUCCACCAGCGGUCGAUGGGGAGGAGAGGGGCAACGAGGCCGGAGCUCCAGACCGCGCACACAUCGCUGGGUGGAGGAGAGGCCAGCUGCAGGGCAAGGGGCAGUGGGCUUAG